This is a messenger RNA of Aspergillus fischeri NRRL 181, 1386 nucleotides long. RefSeq names its product FAD-dependent oxidoreductase. Lineage: Eukaryota; Fungi; Ascomycota; Eurotiomycetes; Eurotiales; Aspergillaceae. Bases 1 to 1386 code for a protein of 461 amino acids. Gene Ontology annotation, molecular function: FAD binding; monooxygenase activity. The transcript is spliced from 2 exons. The record is from RefSeq and is a predicted model, not a curated record.
AUGCCGCGCCGCAUCCUGAUUGUGGGUGGUGGAAUCGCCGGUCUCACGGCCAGCAUCGCUCUGGCGAAAGAGCUCACACAAGUCGAAUCAGAUCUGGACAUCACCAUCUAUGACAGUCGAAAUGAACAUGAGAUGGGAGAUGGAGGAGCCAUCAGUCUCACCCCGGUCGCUCAGCACCACCUGGAUCAGCUGGGCGUCCUGCCUGAACUCUCUCGGAUGGGAGAGGACACGGGAAUUGAAGUGGAUGAAAUCAACCUCUACUCUCUCCGCUCCGGGCGAUCGUUGGGUCCCUUGCGAUUUACCGACGAGACCGGACGCGGUUACGGAGGCUAUAAGAGCCGCCGAGUGCUGCGGAGUGCCCUGUUUCGCGCCAUGCUGGCUGUGGCGCGCCGGUACGCACAGAUUUCGGUGGAGUUUGACAAGAAAUUGUCCAGCACCAGCACGACUGGAAAGGUAGUGACUCUCGAGUUCGACGAUGGAACGACGACCACGGGGGAUCUACUGCUGGGAUGCGAUGGCGUCCACUCGGCGGUCCGCACGCAACUAGUGGAUCCCGGGAACCAAUCCGAAUAUACCGGCAUCGCCUUUAUUCAGAGUCUGGCUCCGGCCGAGCGGGUAUCGCUACCAUCUCAUUUCGACAAAUCGGCCAUUCACCUUACAAAGCAAGGAUCGCUGCUGGCCAGCUACUGCGACCCCAAUCAUCAGACCAUGUUUGUUGCCGCGAUCAUGCGUGUGAACGAACACAUUAUCGAGCGGUACCGCGCGCUGGCCUACACAGACGCCAAUAUCGCGGCACUCACGUCCGCACAGAUGGCCCUUCGCUACCAGGUGCGCAGUAAAUUUGGCACGUCGGCCUUCCCGUGGAUCCGGGAGUGGAUUGACGAGACGCGUGAUUGGGAGCUGUAUCCCAUCUAUCAGGUUCGCCAGCGGGGGAAGUGGCAUGUUGACCGCGCUCUCCUGCUCGGGGAUGCCGCACACGCAAUGCCACCACGCGAGGAAUCAGCCGCGUACGCCAUCGAAGACGCGGUGAUAUUCGCGCGGAUCUUCGCUCGGAGGCGUGAUCGUUCUCUACACCAUAUAUUCGUAGAAUACGAGAACGCGCGGCGAGGGCUGGUCGAUAAAGCGUUUGAUGCCACCCGCCGGUUAUGGCAAAGCGACCUGGACAAAGGACUUUUUCCUGGGAACUUCCGAGACUGCAUGUCGUCAACCCAGCUGCCACCAAAUCGUGCAGUAAAGGAAAAAGCCGACGUCCCGCUAAGAGAACCAAUCUUCCCGCCACCGACGCAUGAAAGCAUGUCCGAUCUGUCUGUGUAUACAUUGACAAGCGAAUUGGAGGCGGCUCUUGAUGCCGAUGAGGGGAGGACAAAAGUCCCGUUGUCAUUAUGA